Messenger RNA from Hippocampus comes (tiger tail seahorse), 1637 nucleotides. RefSeq names its product ETS translocation variant 3-like protein. Gene Ontology annotation, biological process: regulation of transcription by RNA polymerase II; cell differentiation. Gene Ontology annotation, cellular component: nucleus. The record is from RefSeq and is a predicted model, not a curated record. Lineage: Eukaryota; Metazoa; Chordata; Actinopteri; Syngnathiformes; Syngnathidae. Bases 766 to 1494 code for a protein of 242 amino acids. Gene Ontology annotation, molecular function: DNA-binding transcription factor activity, RNA polymerase II-specific; sequence-specific DNA binding. The transcript has 5 exons.
UUUUAGUGUGUUUAGCGUCAGCGUUUUGUACUGUCUGUUUUUCACAGGGCAUAUUUGCUUGUCCUGUUUGUUGUUGGGUGCAUAUUUGUCAUAUAUUUAAAAAAAAAAAGUAAGGUAACAGCCUUAAUCUAGUCACUUUACUCAGUUAUUAUAAAGCUAAACUAGCCCUCUAUUAACAUUAGCCAAAAUGGGCAGAAUAAAAAAAUCAAACCAUUUUGUUCCUCGCAAAAAAUACUCAAUAUGAAAGCAAAAAGUGGUAAAUUUAUCCAUCUAAAUUCUGUGUUGCCAAAAUGGGGAAUUUGAAAUGAAAAAGUUUGCGAACCAUCUACAGUAGAUAUCGAAUUCAAGUGAUGCGUUCAGGGACAGUCUGAAAUUGCACUUUUUCUUCAUAUAACUAGCGUUCCUUCUUCUGUCUGUCCAUCCAUGGAAACAUGCAAGUCAUGUGUCACCUCCAGGGACAGUCUGAAAUCACAUCUUUUCCUGACAUUAUCUGCAUUCUACAGUCUCGUCCAUCAAAGUCAGGUGUUGUCUUAAAAAAUUAAAUGACAUCAUUUUCUCUCACGACUGUCUGUCUCUCCGUCGAUCACCUGGUCCGUCUCGGUGUGGGACGGCUGAGAAGAAGGAGGGGAGGGUUGUGGGGGUGUAGGGGGUGCGUGUGGGUGUUCCAGGAGGAGAUUUUAAGAUUGAGCCACAUCCAUCCUUCAGUCUUGUCUCACUCGGAAAGCGGACCACCUCACCAUCAUCAUUUUAUACCUCUUCAUCAAGAUGCAAUGCACAUCCUCACUCGGUUAUUGUGCGUCACCUUACUGGAGUAGAACAGUGCUGUUUCCCGACUGGGCCUACAAGCCGGCGUGGUCGCCGGGCUCUCGUCAGGUGCAGCUGUGGCACUUCCUGCUGGAGCUGCUGGGCGGCAGCGGCGGCCAGAGCGACACCAUCGGCUGGGGUGGCGAGUGGGGCGAGUUCGUCAUCCACAACCCCGAGCGGCUGGCCCGGCUGUGGGGUGAGAGGAAGGGAAAGCCACACAUGAACUAUGACAAGCUGAGUCGGGCUCUAAGAAAUACGUGCGGCGUCACGGUGAAAAUGAAUCAAAUCAUCAUGACUGUGCUGUAUGAUGCCAUAUGUAGAUAUUACUACAACAAGCGCAUCCUGCACAAGACCAAAGGCAAGCGAUUCACGUACAAGUUCAACUUCAGCAAACUCGUCUUGGUCAACUUCCACCUGCCGCCAUCUUGUCACUGUCUGCCACCGUCGUGCCAUCAGAUGCUGCCAAGCCGCCCUCUUGGCUUUGCUGUCCUCCCCAGCGAGAGCGGUCUUCCGAUGCAGGCAUCCCGGCUUCACCUGCCACCAUGCUGCCUUCCUCAUCAUCCUUAUACUCCUCCAUUUGUCCCACAGCCACCUCUUAUCCAGAACCCCUCACCAUUCAUCACUUGGCGGGACCACCUCAGUCGUCUGAGGCUCGGGAAGCAAACUUCACGAGAGGAGGGAGGGCUUUGACACGAGCACCAUAAAGUUGUACUGAAUUAUUUUUGUAGAUUUAUCACCUUUCUUCCUCCUGCAGUAAGGAGAUUGCACUCACAACGUGGCGAGCUCGUGCGUGCGUGCGUGCGUGUGUGUGUGUGUGUGUGUGUGUGUGUAUG